Molecule: messenger RNA, 1653 nt
Organism: Phodopus roborovskii (desert hamster)
Lineage: Eukaryota; Metazoa; Chordata; Mammalia; Rodentia; Cricetidae
Gene: Csf2ra
Product: colony stimulating factor 2 receptor subunit alpha
Exons: 12
Coding region: 342-1523 (393 amino acids)
Biological process (GO): cytokine-mediated signaling pathway
Cellular component (GO): external side of plasma membrane; membrane
Molecular function (GO): cytokine receptor activity; protein binding
Source: RefSeq, a predicted model, not a curated record
GAGCCCGGGAGGACCGAGCCCGGGAGGACCGAGCCCAGAGGGUGCUGAGCACCGGGAGGACCGAGCCCGGGGGACCGAGCCCAGAGGGUGCGGACCGAGCCCAGAGGGUGCUGAGCCCGGGAGGACCGAGCCCGGGGGACCGAGCCCAGAGGGUGCUGAGCCCGGGAGGACCGAGCCCGGGGGACCGAGCCCAGAGGGUGCUGAGAACCGGGAGGACUGAGCCCAGGGGACUGAGCCCAGGGGACCGAGCCCGGGAGGACCGAGCACUCUGCUCUCCAGACGCCCUGGGCGGGUCUGAGGCCUGGUGACGUCACUGGUGACGCCAGAGGGAGCCGCAGAGCAUGAUGGGAGCCAUGCCCCGCUGCCUGCCCCUGGCCUUGCUGUGCGCCCUGCUGCACACCCCCAGCUGCCUGGCACAGGGACUUCCAGCCUUGAUCCCCCAGAGAGCCUCAGUGCUGAAUGUGACCUUUGACCCCGGGACCUGGACACUGCAUUGGAGCUGCAGGGACAAUGUGGUCGUGACAUCAUGCACUGCAACAGAUAUCAAGAGGGACAGGAAACCCAGGACGCAAAGGAUCCGGCCCAUAGACUGCCGCUGUCAGUUCCGGUCCCUGACCCUUCACCUCGGGGUCACACUGGAGGUCAAUGCAACUGUCAAUCACAGUGCAGUGCUGGAGAGACUGAGUUACAUCAACCAAGGUGCAGAGGGGUCAGCAGCGCAGAACGUCACUUGCGUCAUCCAUGAUGCAGGUGUGAUGACAUGUCUCUGGGGGGCGGGGCCUACAGCACCACAUGAUGUCCAGUACUUCCUGCACAUCCGGAAUUCCACGGGUCAUGUGCUGAUGGAGUGCCCCACCUACCUGGGAGGUCACCUGCACACAGGCUGCCGCCUGGACGAUCUGACACUGGUGCCUCGUCACGUGCACGUGGCCGUGACCGGAUCCAGCCGGAUGGGUGAUGUCAUGUUCUAUGACGUCACGCUGAACACGAAGCUCAUUGAGCGUCUGAGCCCCCCGGAUGACGUCACUGUGGUUUGUAACUCCUCCCACUGCGCCGUCACGUGGUCCCGGCCGCGGACCUGGGCUCCCAUGACCUUCUCCGACUUCCAGUACGAGGUGGACAUCCAGAGGCAGAACCCGGAACCCGGAAGUUCCAACCACAAGGUGUACAUCUCCAUCCAGGAGGAGAACAGAGUCGAGUUCCCGAGCCCCGAGCCGAGGCUGGGUCACGUGGUCAGCGUGCGUGCGGGGGACGUGCGCAGCAAGCGGUGGAGCGUGUGGAGUCCGUUUGUGGAAUUCGGCUCUGAAAGGCGAGUGGUACCCCGAUUACACGUGUACCUGAUAGUGGUGACUGUGACCCUGCUGUGUGCCACGGGCCUGGGGCUGGCGUGUAAGAGGUUCAUCAGGAUCCAGAGACUCUUCCCCCAAGUCCCAGAAAUCAAGGACAAAGUCUCGGAUGAUGACAGGAUCAACCCCGAGACCCUGAGGAAGGAUUUGCAGCUGCAGAUCGACAAGACUGACUAGAUGAUAUGUCAGCAGGAAGCCCCCCCCCCCAUCAUGGGAUCCCAUCGUGAACUGACUGAGAAUUCUGUGAAUAUACAACUGUUCCUCACUUGUGACUUUAAAUUUAAUGAAAAAAUGAAUGUCCGCAUGA